Messenger RNA from Penicillium nucicola, 453 nucleotides. Its product is annotated as putative prefoldin subunit 2. The annotation marks the transcript as partial. The transcript is spliced from 4 exons. Gene Ontology annotation, biological process: protein folding. Lineage: Eukaryota; Fungi; Ascomycota; Eurotiomycetes; Eurotiales; Aspergillaceae. Gene Ontology annotation, cellular component: cytoplasm; prefoldin complex. The record is from RefSeq and is a predicted model, not a curated record. Gene Ontology annotation, molecular function: protein folding chaperone.
GCCGCUGCCAAACACCAAACUGCUGCCGCCCCGCAUCGUCAUCUUAAUUUCUCGAGCUUUCUUGUACUGCAUACCACACCGUAUCACGCCAUCAUCAUGUCUAGCCAGCAGCAGAUUGAUCCCAAGAAGCAGCAGGAGCUCCAACUCCAGUACACCAACUUCAAGAACACCCUCCAGCAAUUAGCACAGAAAAUCGGCGAUAUCGAGCAGGAGGCUGAAGAGCACAAGCUUGUUAUCGAAACCCUCGACCCUCUCCCCCAAGACCGCAAAUGUUUCCGCAUGGUGAACGGUGUUUUGGUUGAGCGCACCGUUCAGGAAGUUCUUCCCACACUCAAGACGAACUCGGAUGGACUGAAGUCAGUAUUGGAGGAUAUGCUCAAGCAAUACAAGUCAAAGCAAAACGAGCUGGACUCUUGGAAGAAAAAGAACAACAUUCAGGUUGUGCAGCCUUAG